Messenger RNA from Thunnus maccoyii (southern bluefin tuna), 1527 nucleotides. Its product is annotated as ankyrin repeat domain-containing protein 1-like. Lineage: Eukaryota; Metazoa; Chordata; Actinopteri; Scombriformes; Scombridae. Gene Ontology annotation, biological process: regulation of transcription by RNA polymerase II. Gene Ontology annotation, cellular component: nucleus. Gene Ontology annotation, molecular function: RNA polymerase II-specific DNA-binding transcription factor binding. The transcript is spliced from 9 exons. Bases 163 to 1071 code for a protein of 302 amino acids. The record is from RefSeq and is a predicted model, not a curated record.
UGGACAGAGGUUUGACAAGGCUAUAAAAGAAGCCGACACUCUGGCUGCAGGCAGAACAGAGAGACAGAGAGACAGGGAGCAUCUCAGGAGAAGACCAGUGGACUUAACUCUACCUCCAGUUACCUGCAGUGAGAUUAAACUACAUCCUAUCAAAGAAGAAAAAUGGUCCUGCACAGUGUUGAGGAACUGGUGACCGGUAAGAGGUCAGAGGGCAAAGAGGCGGCGGCCAACUUCCAAGACGGCGUGUACGAGACAGCUGUCCAUCAAGAGAAGCAGGAUGACCGCAGGUCCCACAAAGAGCUGGCGGAGGAGAACGACAGCGGCAGGGAACAGGAAGAAGUCAGCGUGGCUGCUCUCAAUACGGAUAAAAGCGGCAAACUGAAGCUGGAGACAGUGGACGACCUGUUCAACAUCCUGCAGCUGAGGAAGAGGAGGAGGGAGAGGAAGACUCCCAUCCGCAAGAAACGAGAGCCGGAGCCUGAGUUCGUGCCAGAGAUUGUGGAUCAGAAGCUGUUCCUGACAGCAGCCAUGGAGAACAAAAUGGCUGUAGUGGAGAAGUACCUGAGUGACGGAGGAAACCCCAACGUAGCCGACCAUUUCCAGAGAACAGCACUGCACAAAGCCUCGUACAAAGGACACGUGGAGGUGAUGAAGAAGCUGCUGGAGGCCGGAGCUGCCAUCGAGAAAAAAGACAAGCUGGAGGCCACAGCGGUCCACUGGGCCUGCAGAGGAGGCAGCCUGCCGGCCCUGCAGCUCCUCCUCGACCAGGAAGCCAAGUUCACUUCCAGAGACAAGUUGCGCAGCACUCCUCUCCAUGUAGCUGUGAGGACAGGACACUAUGAGUGUGCUGAGCAUCUCAUUCACUGUGGAGCAGACGUCAACGCCAAAGACAGAGACGGAGACACGCCCAUGCAUGAUGCUGUGAGAAUAAACAGAUUCAAGAUGAUCAAGCUGCUGAUGAUGCACGGAGCCAGUCUCAAAACCAAGAACUGUGAUGGAAAAACUCCGAUGGAAACGCUGUAUUCAUGGCAGAACGGAGCCAAGAGCCUCCUGUGUAACUUCAGCGAGUAGAAACCAGUAGAAUCAUGAGUUUCAGCCACAGAAUGUACUGGAUUAUCAGGGAAAAAAUGUUGUAGAAAAAGGGAAAAAAACUUGUAUUUUUCUAGUCCUGUCUGGUUUGUCGGGCAGGACUGUCCAUGGCAUUUCCAUACUGAGGAAGCACACAAGUCUUUUGUUUUGAAAAUCUCUGUUUUUUCAGGGAGGCUUUGCUGAGUGUUCACGCUCUCUUUCAGAGAACGCCCUGCAUCACAUUCAAACUGUCUCACGUGUUGACUGACAGAUAUUCAGCCGGAGUGUUUGGGUGUGGUGGAGAGCAUUAGUCGCUAACAUCCAGCGCCUCCUUCUGGUUCAGGGAUUUGAACCUGUAGGUUAUUGGCAGGGUUACAUUUUCUCAUAUGUCAAUUACACAUAUAUUGUAUCUAGUGUAACGUCACAUGGGAGAAGAACCCUCCGGAAAAAAAACAGCAG